Molecule: messenger RNA, 1607 nt
Organism: Neocloeon triangulifer
Lineage: Eukaryota; Metazoa; Arthropoda; Insecta; Ephemeroptera; Baetidae
Gene: lark
Product: RNA-binding protein lark
Exons: 9
Coding region: 169-1269 (366 amino acids)
Cellular component (GO): cytosol
Molecular function (GO): mRNA binding; zinc ion binding
Source: RefSeq, a predicted model, not a curated record
CAGCCAAUCGGAUUGCAGGAAUCUGAUGACGUCACGCUUAAAAUCGAACAAUCACGAUCGCGUCCGAAACAUGCAUACGACGCCAUUUUUACUCCCGACUUCCUACGUUUACUGCGAUCACCGCAAAAUCAAGAAGGCAAAUUCAUCAAAUAUUUUUCAGCAGCAAACAUGCCAGGAACACACAGCGUAGGCACUUUCAAAAUCUUCGUUGGCAAUCUUUCGAGCAAUGCCACCGUCAACGACGUCCGGCCUCUGUUUGAGAAGUACGGAAAGGUGGUCGAAUGUGAUGUGAUGAAGAAUUAUGGUUUUGUGCAUAUGGAAAAUGAACAGGCCGGCCGUGACGCCAUCCAGAACCUGGACGGCUACAUGGUGCACGACCAGCCCAUGAAGGUCGAGGCCGCUGUCAGCAAAAAGGGCCCUGCCACACCAACUACCAAGAUUUUUGUUGGAAACCUUAGUGAGAAGACAAAGCCAGAACAACUGCGUCAGUUAUUUGCCGGCUACGGAACCGUGGUUGAGUGUGACAUCAUCAGGAACUACGGCUUUGUGCACGUCGAGUCAAAUGAACUGAUUGACAAGUGUGUUGGUGAAAUGAACGGUUACAUGCUGGACGGCAUGCCUAUUAAGGUGCAGAUUUCCACCAGCAGGGUGAGGACCCGCCCUGGCAUGAGCGACCCUGAGCAGUGCUACCGGUGUGGCCGAGAAGGUCAUUGGUCUAAGGAGUGCCCCAAGCUGAUUGGGGGUCCAAUGAGAGGUGGUGGCUACAGAGACUCGAUGUACUCAAGGCGUGAGCCCUACCCUUACCCACCUCCCCCUCCUCCAUACAUGAGGGAGCGCAUGAUGAACCGCAUGGGAGGUGACUCUUUCCAGCCCCGCGACUACAUGGGCUCUCGUGGUGACAUGAUGGGUCGGGAAAUGAUGUCCCGGGACAUGAUGAGCAGGGAACGUUCGAGCUACGGCUCUGCCAUGGGCGCUCGUCGAAUGGACGCCCCCAUCUCGUCUGGCAUGGGCAUGCGAGGCAACUCCCUGGACAUGAUGAGAGACCCUGCCCGUCAGGCCUCAUAUUACGAUGACAUGGCCCCUGAGCCUCUCUUCACUCGUCGUGGAUUUGCGGAGCCUCCGCAGAGUUCAAGGACCACUCAUCUAGAAAGCAAAUAUGACCCUGAACAGUCCAUGUACGAGGACUUCAGCCGUGACUGCUUUGAUGAUCGACGACCUCCCGUCGGAGAUCGCGGUAUUAAUUCCCAGCGCCGCUAUACCCCGUAUUAAUUGGACGCCGACGGACGGUUCUCGCUUGCCCGCGCUCUCGGUUAUGUCGACGCCGCUCGGACAACAACGGUACCGUCGCAUCAAAUCGUUCGGAUUAGGAAGAAGACAAAGAAACAGACAUUUUACCUCUUGAUUCCCAUUCGUUUCCAAAAUUUAUCUAUUCGGAAGAUUCACGUUUAGUAUCUUAAUUAUAUGAGAUGGGUGUGUGCUGGGACUUAGCAAUUAAUGGAAAAAGCACAGAGUUGUUUGGUUUGGUUUAAGUUUUCUAAGAUAAUUAUGACACAUUGUAAUCAUUUAUGAGUAGAUCAUACAAUACACUUUUCACGUUGUGCUCUGAA